Molecule: messenger RNA, 1212 nt
Organism: Haliotis rufescens (red abalone)
Lineage: Eukaryota; Metazoa; Mollusca; Gastropoda; Lepetellida; Haliotidae
Product: mucin-2-like
Exons: 2
Coding region: 1-1212 (403 amino acids)
Biological process (GO): regulation of DNA-templated transcription
Molecular function (GO): DNA binding
Source: RefSeq, a predicted model, not a curated record
AUGUCUGACUUCAAACCUCAUGAUAAUGAUUCCAUGCUCAUAAAUUAUGAUAUUGGAGCACCUCAGCACACAUCAACCCCUCUGCCCAAGAGACGAGGUGUGUCAUCCCUCACACUGCCAGUUGCUGACACCCACCACCAUGUGCCAACUCUCUCCAGCCUCCACCCGAUGGCAUCUCCCACAUACCUCCAGGCAACCUGCUUCUCCAGCCCCUACAGUUUCUUCCCUCCCUGCUCCACCAGGUACUACACUCCCAGCUUCAGACCAGGCUCCUACAUGGCUUCUAGGUGCACCCUACCAUCGAGCUCACCAUUCCUGCCACUGAGUCCACCAUUUCUGCCACCAAGCAUUUUUAGCCCAACCUUUCCCCCAACACAGUCGUUGGAGGUUUCUAGUGUACCACUGAGUCCAUGCUUUCUACCUUCCACCCAAACAAGGACAUUUCCCAGUCGAUCAAGUUCAAUUUUGUCCAUUCAGAAAGUAUCGGAUCCUAGCCACCCUGUCGUGUCGACACCUACCGAAGCACCAGUCACACCUCCGUGUCAUCUUUUCAAAUCCCUAGACGCCAGUCCAGUCACGGAGACUCGGCCAUUUGACUUUCAGACGCCACCUUGCAGGAGACCAAACAUAGGUAAAGCUGUUGAUGAUAUCAUCUCCAUGACCCUUGGAAAAGAUCCAGCAACGACGACUACCGACAGCAUCUCCGACCGCCAAUUAGCUCUUGAGAAUAGACUUCAGUCACUCCAGUCAAGGUUCCCAGCAGAGAUCAAGGAGCUAUCCAGCUUCCUUGCCUUCCAUUCGUCAUCUAUUCAGAAGGAACAUCUGCAGUGUCUUCAAGAUGGUUUCUUCCCCACGGACUACCACAACUGGCUGACCAACAGAUAUACUGACCAGCUCCACCUGGUCUUCACCAGCAUCGAGAGAAGUCUGAACACCCUAGAGAACCAAGACAAGAGGUCCCGUCCUGCCAGCAGAAACCUCAAUCCUGAAUCCAUCAUCUUGAUGGAGACGUGGUACCAUGAGCACCUCAACAACCCCUACCCCACUCAUACAGAAGCAGAGGACAUGGCCAACAAGGGAGGCAUCACACUUUCUCAGCUCCGAAAGUGGUUUGCAAAUAAGAGACACAGGACCAGGAGACCCCGAUCUGUCAAAGCCAGAGCUGCUUCCAAGCAUUGUGAGGAGUUCCUGUCUGGCAUAUUCCAGUUGUGA